CACACAGACACAGAGCCGCACACACACUCUCUCACGCUGAGCCGAUGGGGGUGAGUGCGGGUGUGGAGCCGGAGCUGCUGAUGGAGGGGGAGUUGGAGAAGCGCAGUGAGCACCUGUUCCAGCUGUGGGGCCGCCGCUGGUGCCAGUUGACCCGCGACAGUCUGCGCCUGUCCCCGCGCCGAGCCCGAGCCCGAGCCCGAGCCAAGGAGCUGCCGCUGCGGGACAUCAGUAGUGUGGAGUGUGUGGAGCGCGGCGGAAGGUUCACGUACUUCACCAUCGUCACCACCGACAGCAAAGAGACCGAUUUCCGCUGCGCCGCCGACAGCAGUUGGAGCGCAGCGAUCACUCUCGCGCUGAUCGACAGCAAAAACCGCCGCGCGGUGCAGGGCUUCCAACUCCAACACAGCGGCCAACCCGAGCGGCCCGGGAGGGCGCCCUGACCCCCCCCCACCCCCACACCAGGACCACUGCUUCUAUUGAGGAAGAAUCUCUCGACGAGUUUGGACCAAGGGACCCCGGGCGGAGAUCGAUGGAGUAAUUGCGGCCACAGCGACGAGCUGGUCUCCCCCACUCUGCUAUGCCGGGAGCCGGGGGCAGCCCCUGAUCUCUAUUUAUUUAUCUAUUGCGGAAUCUCAGAACUCUGGCUUUCUGCUUCAGCUGUUAUUGACAUUUAAAUUAUUUUAUAGUCUUAAGUUUGCAUAUUUAUUAAAAGUCUCUUUUUCAAUA
Messenger RNA from Callorhinchus milii (elephant shark), 726 nucleotides. RefSeq names its product pleckstrin homology-like domain family A member 2. Gene Ontology annotation, molecular function: phosphatidylinositol phosphate binding. Gene Ontology annotation, biological process: positive regulation of apoptotic process. Lineage: Eukaryota; Metazoa; Chordata; Chondrichthyes; Chimaeriformes; Callorhinchidae. Bases 45 to 440 code for a protein of 131 amino acids. The transcript is spliced from 2 exons. The record is from RefSeq and is a predicted model, not a curated record.